Messenger RNA from Postia placenta MAD-698-R-SB12, 2427 nucleotides. RefSeq lists its product as hypothetical. Gene Ontology annotation, molecular function: protein binding; translation repressor activity; mRNA binding. The record is from RefSeq and is a predicted model, not a curated record. Gene Ontology annotation, cellular component: P-body. The transcript has 5 exons. Gene Ontology annotation, biological process: nuclear-transcribed mRNA poly(A) tail shortening; regulation of mRNA stability. Lineage: Eukaryota; Fungi; Basidiomycota; Agaricomycetes; Polyporales; Adustoporiaceae. Bases 187 to 2115 code for a protein of 642 amino acids.
CCUCGUCGUCCACCGAGUCGUUUUCGUCGACUUUGUCAUUCCCUAGACCGGCAGGCUCCGCUGGUCUUGUCUAGACGCAACGUCGCACGCCCAUAGGAACGUGCUGCUUGAUUCUAGCCGCCAACACCGACUCGACGUCGCUUUAUCCUUUCACUAGCUUUCUCAACAGCCUCCAUACCACCAGACAUGGCUACUCUUCACCCUCCGAGCCCCAGUCCUUCUCCUGGUCCUGCUGGAGGCAGGUCUCCCAACUUCCGCGCCUCGAUGGGCCCAUCUGCCCGUCCGUCGGUGAAUUCGCCGGGUCUGUCAGCAUCCCCUCGCCCUGGAGGGAUUUCGGGUGCUAGACCUACUAGUGAGCUCCUGGGUAGCGCUACUUUCUUGCAGACCCCCGAAGCGGAUCAAAUCGACAAAUGGUUCGAAACUUUCCAGAAUUAUGAAGCGACGCUGGAAGAAAUGGCUGCUGCCUCUUUGGACGUCAACUUUAAGGAAGAAUUGAGUGCCAUCGAGCAAUGGUUCAAGGUCUUGUCGGAAGCCGAGCGCACAGCCGCUCUUUACAGUCUUUUGCAACAUUCUACUCAAGUUCAGAUCAGGUUCUUUAUAACCGUUCUGCAGCAAAUGUCAAGGUCGGACCCGAUGACGGCUCUCUUGAGCCCUGCUGUUGGCAGCUCCAUGCAGAGCCAAAUGGAAGCGAAGCUUGCCAGUAUGAACUUGAAGUCCCCUGGGCUCAAGUCUGGCCUGCCAGCAUCGCCGACAGCGCGCAAUUUCUCGGCCAAUCGACCUUCUCUCAAUCUCGAAACCAGCGCGAACGGUUACCUAUCUCCUGACACGGCGAACUUACCCUCUGCCGGAGGGAACGACCCUGCGGCUACUCUUGCUCAGCAGCGUGCUAAGCUGAAGGCGGCAAGCAAUGCUGCUCACCGUAUCAGUGCCCCUGCUUUGGGGACUGGCGUAGACAGCCGCACGUGGGGAUCGGGUUCAAACCAUUUGGGACAAGUCGAUGAGCGUCCUUCUUCUCCUGCGCAGGAAGUUACUCUACCAGCUCCCAACACCGCUUCUCGCCCGAAAAGCACCGACUUCUCCGGUGUGGCUAAUGCAUUCAAGUCACCGAAGCUGGACGACGGUCUGUCUCCCAUGGUUGGAGACAGCUGGGCGAGCAUGGUCAAUACUCCCCUCAUGCCGAUGUUCAAGAAUACCCGCGAUCCCGCCCAGAGCCUCGAUGCCGCUGCUGCUAAGCUAACUGAUUGGACGACGAAUGGAGGAGGCGUGCCUUUAAUUUCCGACCCGCCGAAGAAACUCAACCGCCUAUCGAGAGGCAGUACUGGCCCUAGCAACACGAAUGGGAGUGAUAGCGUGUACGGCGACGAUGGGAACCAUGGACCGCAGCAGCACGGGCAGCGCAACGUCUCUGGCAGCAUGAGGAACGCCAGCGGGCCUGGCAAUGGUCACGCGUUCGGAGGACAAGGAUUCAACAACAUACGGAGCCCGGGGCUCUCUCAAGGCAGGAUCAAUGACGAGGCGAAUCUCAACGGUCUGGGGAUGGCAGGAUUUGGAUUAGGAAUGGGUAGCCCCGGGUUGGGUAUGGGCAUGUCGGGCGCAGGUGGCCUCGGGAUGGCUCCGUUUGCGGGUAUGCCGAUCAGCCCAUUCGGCAACGUCUUCAACAUGCAACAGCUCGCCGCGAUGGGUAUGUCCCCCGAGCAGCAGCAACUGCUCGCAAUGCAGAUGGCCGCCGCCGCCGGCCAGCUCGGCUUCGGCAUGGGAAUGCACCCGCAGGCCUCGCCUGGCGCGCGCAGCGGACGCGGCCUGGGCAGCGCGCGCUCGGUCAAGUCCCCUAGUGUGCGUGACUCGAAAAAGGAUGAGGAGGAGGUAGACCCGAAGCUGCUGGAUGACGUGCCCGGGUGGCUGCGGAGCUUAAGGCUACACAAGUAUACGCCGAACUUCGAAGGGAUGCACUGGCGUGACAUGGUGGCGAUGGACGAGGCAGCACUGGAGGCGAACGGCGUCGCGGCGCUGGGGGCGCGCAGGAAGAUGCUCAAGACAUUUGAGCUGGUGCGCAAGAAGAUGGGUAUUGAUGCCCCGGCGAGCGCGAGUGCGUCGACGAGCGGCGUGAAUGCCUAAACACAAUGUGCAGGGCUGGUGAUAUGUUGCGCGUGUUACAUGAAUGACACGCUCGACUCGUCAAGUAUAUGGAACUAUGCGGCCCCAUGUGUCAGCAUUCUCGUCUUUCUUUACUCUGCUCUUUCUCUUGGCGGUGCGCUCUGCAUCUGUACCCUUUACAGACCACGGUGUAUCGAGUGAUUUUCUCACCAAUGCCGGUGAAGCGGUCGUGAUUGUCUCGUUAGUAUGUACAUUUAUAAUCCCCCCAAUGUACCCAGGUUUAUCUAUUCAUUUCAAACUCACUCACCCGCAGGCGCAUCCGAUUUAGUACAU